Pistacia vera is the source of this 721-nucleotide messenger RNA. RefSeq names its product adenylylsulfatase HINT1. Gene Ontology annotation, biological process: purine ribonucleotide metabolic process; sulfur compound metabolic process. Gene Ontology annotation, cellular component: cytoplasm. Gene Ontology annotation, molecular function: adenylylsulfatase activity. The transcript is spliced from 5 exons. The coding region runs from base 96 to 485 and encodes 129 amino acids. NCBI's taxonomy places the organism in Eukaryota, Viridiplantae, Streptophyta, Magnoliopsida, Sapindales, Anacardiaceae. The record is from RefSeq and is a predicted model, not a curated record.
GCGAGCCCUAGAGUAAUGAAUAUGAGCGGUGAGAAAAUAUAAGUCUAGGUAAAAGCCGCUUGAGUGCUGGGCUCUCAUUUGUCCCUGCUGUCGCCAUGGCUUCAGAGAAAGAAGCAGCUCUGGCUGCAGUUCCCUCUGAUUCUCCCACCAUAUUUGACAAAAUAAUUAACAAAGAAAUCCCAUCUACCAUAGUUUAUGAGGAUGACAAGGUCUUAGCUUUUAGGGACAUAUCUCCCCAAGCUCCCACACACAUUCUAAUUAUUCCCAAAGUGAAGGAUGGCUUGACUGGACUCUCUAAGGCUGAGGAAAGGCACUGUGAUAUUCUUGGCCGUCUUCUAUACACUGCUAAGCUAGUUGCCAAACAGGAAGGUCUGGAAGAUGGCUUCAGGAUUGUGAUUAAUGAUGGGCCAAGUGGAUGUCAAUCAGUUUACCACAUUCACGUCCAUCUCUUAGGGGGGCGUCAGAUGAACUGGCCACCUGGCUAAGAUGGAAUUGUUGACUUUCAGGUGGUGGACAAAUUCCCCAAUGUUGGUAUUAUUAUGAUGAUUCUACUUAAAUAGUAUCCAUCGUAAUUUGAUAAUAAAAAACUAUUUGCUGGUUGCUAUAUGUCAUGCUACUUAAGAUAAUGUGAAUGGUAUUGUAGUGGAUUAACCAGAUCGGGGUAUAAACAGUAACCCAGUCAAAAUAUGACAAUAAUUGUAGUGGUUUGGCUUAUCUUGCA